Molecule: messenger RNA, 3236 nt
Organism: Nerophis lumbriciformis (worm pipefish)
Lineage: Eukaryota; Metazoa; Chordata; Actinopteri; Syngnathiformes; Syngnathidae
Gene: bag2
Product: BCL2 associated athanogene 2
Biological process (GO): protein stabilization
Molecular function (GO): protein-folding chaperone binding; adenyl-nucleotide exchange factor activity
Source: RefSeq, a predicted model, not a curated record
GAUUUAAAAAAUCAUGCAGUAGUAGUGAUACAAUUUAUCAUCAAUAGUAAUUUAUAUUAAGUAUAAGCGUUGUACCGUUGUGAGCGACUCUCGUAGUCCACGGAAAACCAUCAUGUGUGUUCGGGACUUAUCGGGAAUCUUCGGUGAGGUCAAGUGGAGGAAAUGACGCCCAUAUUAGGAAAUGUUCCCCGGGGCAGUCAGCUGGACUCCACAGCAGCGUAGCGCUCACUCGCACGGAGCUCCUUUUUUCUACAACUACUCACUUGGUAAAUUUAAUAACAUUUAUCAUAUUAAUCCGCCAUCAUGGCCCAAGCCAAAAUACAAGCCAAACUCAACGAAGCGACCUGCAGCAAGUUCAACAGAACUUUGUCCAUGGCGGACCGGGCUGGACAACUUUUGGCUAAUUUGGAUCAGCUGGAGUUGAGGGUGGAGGCUUUACGCGAAGCAGCCUCGGCCAUGGAGCAGGAAAGGGAGUGCAUCCUGGAAAUGAUCCAAUCCUUACAGAACAGUCAAGAAAUGCACAACAUCAGUGCCGGUGAGAAAGAAGAGUUAACGCUUACCGCCGACCGCCUGAUGGGCCGCACGUUGUCGGUGGAGAUCAACGUGGGGACCACCAGGAGCAGCCAGCAGAAGGAGGCCUUGCAGAACGCCACGUCCAUCAUCGACGACAUCGUUCAGAAGCUCCUGGUGGACAUGGCGGGCUCCAGGCUGCGGCUGCUGGCCCUGUACUCGGCCUGCGUGACCGAGGCGCCGCCUGUCCCCGUGGACCAGAAGUUUCAGGCUGUGGUGAUCAGCUGCGCUAUGGAGGACCAGAAGAAGAUCAAGAGAAGACUGGAGACGCUGCUGAGGAACGUGGAAAACGCAGAGAAGAAUAUUAAGAUCAUGGAUCACCAAAAGGUAGAGGAUCCAAAAGUCAAUGGCAGUCAAUAAAUAGACGGUCAUCUAUGUACAAACCCCGUUUCCAUAUGAGUUGGGAAAUUGUGUUAGAUGUAAAUAUAAACGGAAUACAAUGAUUUGCAAAUAAUUUUCAACCCAUAUUCAGUUGAAUAUGCUACAAAGACAACAUAUUUGAUGUUCAAACUGAUAAACUUUUUUUCUUUUUGCAAAUAAUCAUUAACUUUAGAAUUUGAUGCCAGCAACACGUGACAAAGAAGUUGGGAAAGGUGGCAAUAAAUACUGAUAAAGUUGAGGAAUGCUCAUCAAACACUUAUUUGGAACAUCCCACAGGUGAACAGGCAAAUUGGGAACAGGUGGGUGCCAUGAUUGGGUAUAAAAGUAGAUUCCAUGAAAUGCUCAGUCAUUCACAAACAAGGAUGGGGCGAGGGUCACCACUUUGUCAACAAAUGCGUGAGCAAAUUGUUGAACAGUUUUAAGAAAAACCUUUCUCAACCAGCUAUUGCAAGGAAUUUAGGGAUUUCACCAUCUACGGUCCGUAAUAUCAUCAAAGGGUUCAGAGAAUCUGAAGAAAUCACUGCACGUAAGCAGCUAAGCCCGUGACCUUCGAUCCCUCAGGCUGUACUGCAUCAACAAGCGACAUCAGUGUGUAAAGGAUAUCACCACAUGGGCUCAGGAACACUUCAGAAACCCACUGUCAGUAACUACAGUUGGUCGCUACAUCUGUAAGUGCAAGUUAAAACUCUCCUAUGCAAGGCGAAAGCCGUUUAUCAACAACAACCAGAAACGCUGUCGGCUUCGCUGGGCCUGAGCUCAUCUAAGAUGGACUGAUACAAAGUGGAAAAGUGUUCUGUGGUCUGACGAGGCCACAUUUCAAAUUGUUUUUGGAAACUGUGGACGUCGUGUCCUCCGGACCAAAGAGGAAAAGAAUCAUCCGGAUUGUUAUAGGCGUAAAGUUGAAAAGCCAGCAUCUGUGAUGGUAUGGGGGUGUAUUAGUGCCCAAGACAUGGGUAACUUAAACAUCUGUGAAGGCGCCAUUAAUGCUGAAAGGUACAUACAGGUUUUGGAGCAACAUAUGUUGCCAUCCAAGCAACGUUACCAUGAACGCCCCUGCUUAUUUCAGCAAGACAAUGCCAAGUGUUACAUCAACGUGGCUUCAUAGUAAAAAAGUGCGGGUACUAGACUGGCUUGCCUGUAGUCCAGACCGGUCUCCCAUUGAAAUUGUGUGGCGCAUUAUGAAGCCUAAAAUACCACAACGGAGACCCCCGGACUGUUGAACAACUUAAGCUGUACAUCAAGCAAGAAGGGGAAAGAAUUUCACCUGAGAAGCUUAAAAAAUGUGUCUCCUCAGUUCCAAAACGUUUACUGAGUGUUGUUAAAAGGAAAAGCCAUGUAACACAGUGGUGAACAUGCCCUUUCCCAACUACUUUGGCACGUGUUGCAGCCAUGAAAUUCUAAGUUAAUUAUUAUUUGCAAAAAAAAAAAAAGUAUAUGAGUUUGAACAUCAAAUAUCUUGUCUUUGUAGUGCAUUCAACUGAAUAUGGGUUGAAAAGGAUUUGCAAAUCAUUGUAUUCCGUUUAUAUUUACAUCUAACACAAUUUCCCAACUCAUAUGGAAACGGGGUUUGUAUGUUUUUUACCUUGGGGCCAAAAAUCUAGCAUGAAGAAGUGACCUAACUAUAUGUUCCUUUUUAGCAACCCAUGACUCCCUUUUAAGUCCUUUGAAAUACCUCAAUGCACGAAAACACAUUCAACUGAAGCUCAUAUUUGCAUGAAGAUGUUUUUAAUAUGCACGUGUGCAAAUGGUUAAAAUAAAAUAACAUUGUUUUUGUCUAUGUCACUUUUAUUGACUCAAAUGCAGAGAGUACCAGGCAUGCAUUGUUUCAAUGUGCGAGGGAGAACAUGGUUUGAGGUCAAAUGUCACAAAAAAGUAUUUCCUCUCAUUUGUUCUAGAACUGUAUAGACAAAAAAAUUCUGUCAAAAUAUGACAAAAAGUAGAUUUCUUUUUCCCUCAGAGAACAGACAGAAACAUAAAUGAUGACAGCAUGAAGGAAGUAGUUGAAAGUUUCAAUAAUUACUUUGUAAAUCUUGGACCAAACUUGGAGGAAAUGAUUCCAGAGUCAGUUUCAACUGAGAACUUGAAUGACACCAGAGAUAGAAAUCCCAACUCAAUGUUUUUCACAAAUUUGACACAAGAGGAAAUAGUUAAAAUCGUGAACAAAUGCAAUUCCAAGUGCUCAAUUGAUUGUAAUGGAGACGAUAACAAUGUUAUUGAAGAUCUCUCAGGACCAUUAAUGUAUAUCAGUAGGCUAUCAUUUCAAACAGGCAAAUUACCAAACAAAA